AUUUCAUAACAAAAAUUACACGUGUUCAGUAUUACAUUCAAAAUGGGCGCCUAUAUGUUCCUAAAAAUAAAUUUUAUAAUCUAAAAAGUAGAAUAACGUUUUUUAUUUUUCUAUAAUAAUAAUGAUGCUCUCUGCCUCAGAAUCAGAGCAACUGGAACAUGGAGUGCUUGGAAUGUGUGAUGAUUUUUCAAGUUAUCUUAUUGAUUUUCAUGCAGAUCGUUUUUUAAAUUUUUGUUCCAGUUACUCAGAAGAUAACCUUUAUACAUCAUUGCUAGAUGAUGAAAGAUCGUCAUCAUCCUCCUGUCCUUCUACUAGCUCAGAAAAUUGUGACUUAGAGUUUAUGACCUCUCAUGAUAUUUUUUCAAUGGAACGACUACAGCCUCAAAGUUGUGAAUCUCCUCGAAAGUUUUUGUCAAAAGAAUAUCUCAGCUCUACCAAAAAUGUGAAUAGCAAGUAUACUGAAAAGAAAUCAAAUAAAUUCUUAAAACAGUUUCAAAAGAAAUGGUGUGAAUAUACAAAACAACAACAAUACAAAGCUUUAGAGAGUCUGAUGGAUAUCGUUUCAAGGAGAUUGGGUUUGAAAGAACAAUUAGAAGUUAUAAAUAUUAUUAAUCCAAAAGCUGAACUCCACCAAUCAGAUACUGAAUUCUUUAUUGAUUUUGAUUUGAUCGAUGAUCACAAAUACGAGAAGGUGAAAAUUUUUGUCAACAAAGAAAUACAUAAGCUACGCAGUAAAGUUACCAAAUCUUGCAAUUUUAAUAGAAAGAAAAAUAUUUCUAAUAACUCCGAAAAGGUAGCUAAACUUAAGAGCUGUUUACCGAGAUCCACUAAAAAACUAUCAAGAUAUUCAAAAAAUGUUCGGCAAGAUCGCAAGGAACAACAAAGUGGUUUCUUCGUAAAUGAACAAGUUGUAGCAGUUGCAGCGCUUCCAAAUUGUGACGAUGAUAGCGAAGAAGAAAUAGAUAUCUUGAGUUAAAAAUUUUUUAUAAUCCAAAAGACAAAUUCUUACGUAAUAAA
Messenger RNA from Hydra vulgaris (swiftwater hydra), 1017 nucleotides. Its product is annotated as protein FAM199X. NCBI's taxonomy places the organism in Eukaryota, Metazoa, Cnidaria, Hydrozoa, Anthoathecata, Hydridae. The record is from RefSeq and is a predicted model, not a curated record.